Messenger RNA from Carya illinoinensis, 2450 nucleotides. RefSeq names its product inorganic pyrophosphatase TTM1-like. Gene Ontology annotation, molecular function: ATP binding; kinase activity. Bases 313 to 2292 code for a protein of 659 amino acids. The transcript has 12 exons. NCBI's taxonomy places the organism in Eukaryota, Viridiplantae, Streptophyta, Magnoliopsida, Fagales, Juglandaceae. The record is from RefSeq and is a predicted model, not a curated record. Gene Ontology annotation, cellular component: cytoplasm.
UCUUCGUACUCUUCUGUUUCGAUCUAUGACAUCCCACCACGUGGCUUCCUCGCUCCCCCACCCUUCCUUCCUGUCCUUGCAAAAAUAAUCACCAUAACUACAAUAAUCCCAAGAUCCCCCGGAAAAUAUCCAGCCCCAGCUACUCAUUUCGAUUUCAAGAAGCUCCAAAAGAACAGAGGACAGAGGGUUUCUUUUUUCAGUUUAUAGAGCUUUGUUUGCUUUAAAGAAAUCAUUUUCACCGACGAUCCGUUUUCGUUUCAAGAAGCUUCAAGAGCACUGAGGACAGAGAGUUUCUCUUUUCAGUUUGAAAAGAUGGCUCAAGACCCUUCUUCUGGUGCUGAAUCACCUCGGCGACGUUCUGGUCUUUUGCGGGAUCAGGUCCAGCUGGUUAAGAGAAAGGACUCUGAUCGCCAUGAAAUUGUCCCAAUUGAAGAUCCACUGUCGUUUGAGAAAGGUUUCUUCAUUGUAAUUCGCGCAUGCCAGUUGCUGGCUCAAAAGAAUGAAGGCUUAAUAUUAGUAGGAGUUGCAGGUCCUUCUGGAGCUGGGAAGACUGUGUUCACUGAGAAGGUGCUCAACUUUAUGCCCAGCAUUGCUGUCAUUACAAUGGACAACUAUAAUGACUCUAGUCGAAUUAUUGAUGGGAACUAUGAUGACCCACGCUUGACAGAUUAUGACACAUUGCUUGAGAACAUACGUGAUUUAAAAGCAGGGAAACCUACUCAGGUGCCGAUAUAUGAUUUCAAGACUAGCUCUCGCAUAGGUUACAGGACAGUUGAAGUCCCUAGCUCCUGCAUUGUGAUAAUUGAAGGCAUCUACGCCUUAAGUGAAAAACUACGACCUUUGCUAGAUCUUCGUGUCUCUGUCACUGGUGGAGUUCAUUUUGACCUUGUCAAACGGGUUUUACGAGAUAUUCAACGUGCUGGCCAAGAGCCUGAAGAUAUAAUUCAUCAAAUCUCCGAAACGGUAUAUCCCAUGUACAAAGCUUUUAUUGAGCCUGAUCUCCAAACAGCACAUAUAAGAAUCAUCAAUAAGUUUAAUCCUUUCACUGGAUUUCAGAACCCCACUUAUAUACUAAAGUCAACAAGUGCUGUGACGGUAGAUCAAAUCAAGGCCAUUCUUACUGAAGAACAUAAGGAAACUACAGAGGAAACAUAUGACAUAUAUCUACUACCGCCAGGUGAAGAUCCUGAAGCAUGUCAAUCAUAUCUGAGGAUGAGGAACAGAGAUGGCAAGUACAAUCUCAUGUUCGAGGAAUGGGUUACAGAUAGUCCAUUUAUAAUAUCACCUAGAAUCACUUUUGAGGUUAGUGUUCGCCUUCUUGGAGGGCUCAUGGCCUUGGGGUAUACAAUUGCGACCAUCCUGAAACGGAGUAGCCAUAUCUUCUCCAAUGACAGGGUGAGCGUGAAAAUUGAUUGGCUAGAACAACUUAAUCGGAAAUAUGUUCAGGUGCAGGGAAGAGAUCGUUUACAUGUUAAGUAUAUCGCAGAGCAGUUGGGUUUGGAUGGUUCAUAUGUUCCUCGAACUUACAUAGAACAAAUUCAGCUGGAGAAGCUUGUUAAUGAUGUCAUGGCAUUGCCAGCUGAUUUGAAGACAAAGCUUAGCAUAGAUGAUGAUUUUGCUUCAAGCCCUAAAGAAGCCCUUUCACGAGCCUCUGCAGAUAGGAGAAUGAAGUAUCUCAAUCGAUCACAGUCAUACAUAAAUCAACGGGACAAGAACCUGCCCAAGCUGACAAAGCUUUCUGUUAACAACAGAAGGUUUGAUGGGAGAACCCCAGAAUCACCUGCAGCACUUGCAAAUCAAGGAAUUCUCACUCAACUCUCGGAACAAAUUUCUACACUGAAUGAGAGAAUGGAUGAGUUUACAUCUCGUAUUGAAGAAUUGAAUUCAAAGAUCUCUAUCAGGAGAGUUUCAGCUAGUCAACAAAGCUUGGCUCUGCAGGCUGAAGCAUCCAAUGGCAAUGGACCCACUUCUCUUUUUGCAACUGGCUUGGGGAAUGGUUCAUUGACUGGGUCGUUAAUGCCCAACUCUUCAUCUUCUUCCCAAUUGGCUAGGGAUUCCCCACUAAUGGAAGAGAUACUUCUUAUUACCCGGGGACAACGGCAAAUCAUUCAUCAACUGGACAAUCUGACCACUUUUCUGCAUGAGUACAGGGGAGAGAGAUCACAACAUGGAAGAACAGAUCAUACAAACAGAGCGAUUGAUGCCGAUUCCAUCAGCUUCCCUCUUAUUCUAACUUUGGCAAUUGGUGGUUUAGGUGUCCUUUUAUUCAGAGGUUUGGCAUCUGAAAAGUAAUCUUCUUUUUCAGCAUCCAUUGACAUUUACACGAUCAAACUUUAGCGUAGAGAGAGAGAGAGAGAGUGAUUUGAUCAUUGAUAGUUCCAUAGUUUCGGAGUUGUAGCAAAUCUUGAGUUGUAGUCAAUAUUAUCUUCCUUGAUACCUUUUUUCUUAAA